GCGAGAGAGGCGACCGUUCGCGCCGCCAAUGGAGUUCGAGAAGCGAAAGGCGGCAGCGAUGGCGGCGCUGUCGGCGGCGGGGCCCGACAAGUCGCCGAAGGGCGGCGUGGACGCGGCGAUCGCCCCCCUCCUCGCCGCCAUCAACCGCCACCCGGCCCUCUUCACCACCAGCUCCUGCUCCGGCCGCAUCUCCAUCCUCUCCCACCCCAUCCCUAACCCUUACCCUAACCCUAACCCUGACCCCGACGGCGCGAAGGAGAAGACGACGAAGAAGAAGAAGACGAAGGCCGGGGGUGGUGGAUGGGUCUUCGUCUCCCACGACCCCGCCGACCCCGAUGCGGUGGUUGAUAUCCUGUUCACAAACCCUAGCGUCGAGGGUGGAGGAGGAGGAGGAGGAAGAGAUCUUGUGCUUAGGUUUGAGCCCUUGAUCAUUGCUGUUGAUUGCCGCGACGUUGCUGCAGCGCAAUCGCUCGUCGCCGCCGCUAUCUCCGCCGGGUUUCGAGAGUCCGGUAUAACAAGCCUACAGAAACGUAUAAUGGUUGCCAUACGGUGUUCCAUACGUUUGGAGGUGCCGCUAGGGCAGGUCGGAUCAUUGGUGGUGUCGCCUGAGUAUGUCCGAUACCUCGUCCAGAUCGCGAAUGAUAAAAUGGAGGCAAACAAGAAAAGAACAGACGGUUUUCUUGCUCUUUUGCAAUCUAAGGGUCUCCCAGAAUCAACGACUAAGAUGCCUGAUAUGAAUACAGCAUGUGAGACUCAGUCGGUUAAAGGUGGUUCUGCGUCUACUCGAUAUUCUGGAGAUUACAGAGAUGAUGGCCUUUUUCACAAGAAUGCACUGAGAGAAUCAAAUUGUUUAGACGAUGGGGAAGUAGCAUGUUCGGAGGUUGAUAGAAGUCAUGUUUCAGAGUCUUCAGACAUCCACAAUUGCUCUCUCGAAGUUGCCUUGCUGAAGAUUGUUGACAAGCCAGUUGAGAAGCUCUUCUUGUGGGGCCAAUCAGCUUGUGUACUAAACAACAGAGAGAAACAAGUUUUAAUAUUUGGUGGUUUUGGUGGCUUAGGCCGGCAUGCACGAAGGAACUACACAUUAGCGCUUGAUGCUCAAUCUGGAUUACUAAGAGAGAUGGAUGCUAAGGGAUUACCAACUCCUCGUUUGGGCCAUUCAGCUGCAGUUAUUGGGACUAAUAUGUAUGUUAUCGGAGGAAGAACUGGCCCAUCACAAGUGCUAAAUGAUGUUUGGGUUCUGCAGACUACUGAAAGUAGAUGGUCACAACUAGAAUGCACUGGGGAUUCAUUCAAUCCCAGGCAUCGACAUGCUGCUGUGGCUGUAGGCUCAAAUAUAUAUGUAUUUGGAGGACUUAGUAAUGAAGUGAUCUAUUCCUCCAUGACUGUCCUCAACACUGAAACUCUACAUUGGAGCGAGAUUCCUGUGGAAGGUGAAUGGCCAUGUGCUCGCCAUUCACAUUGUAUGGUGGCUAAUGGUUCGCAAUUGUUUAUGUUUGGAGGUCAUGAUGGUGAAAAAGCACUUAGUGAUCUCUACAGUUUCGAUAUUACAACCCAGCAGUGGAAAAUCGAACGGUUCUCUGGAAAAGUUCCCUCUCCAAGAUUUUCACAUUCGAUGUUUGUUUAUAAAGAUUAUAUUGGGAUAAUAGGCGGAUGUCCUUUUGUACAACAUUGUCGUGAGCUGGCUUUACUGAACCUAAAUCACCGUGUCUGGAGAAAAGUUGAUAUUGUCUCUAUAAGUGAAAACAUCUGGGUUCGUAGUUCAGCUGUUGUGGUUGACGAUGACCUUAUUAUUGUUGGUGGUGGAGCAUCAUGCUAUGCAUUUGGGACAAAGUUUAACCAACCAACAAAAAUUAGUCUGCAUUUAUUAGAGUCUUUGUGUGAUCCCAAUUUUAAUAAGGAAAAUAAAUCGGUGGGAAUAUUGUCUAAGGAUCCUAAUUUAAGUCAUAUAACGGACAUUUCUGCUAACGGACAUAGUAAUGUCACAGAUUCUGAACAUCGUGUUUUACAGCUUGAAAAAAAUUAUGCCAAAUUAGCGAAAGAUGUAUUGAAAAAAUUUGGAUGGUUGGAUCUUACUAGGAAAGUUGUACCGAGCCAAGAUGGUGGUUUUAUCCGUUUUCCAAUCAAUAAAACCUUCCAUGCCUUAUUUUUGGAUGAGCAACGUAAGCCAGUAAAUGAUUUUGAUAAUUUGGAUCAACUUCAUCAGCUUGGACUGGUGUUAGGAAAAGAAUUUAAAGUAGAUGAUCAUUCUCGUUGUAGAGCAUUGAAGGUUUUGUUGUUGUGUGGUGGUGGCAUACUAAAUGACGAUGUGCCUUGCAGCAGACAGGUUUCUAAAUCUCCUCAAAGCAUUAUGAGAGAAUCAAUACAUGAUCUAUUGAGAAGAAAAGGGAUGGCUAUUCAGCUUUUGGUGCAGCUGCCCACAAGGUGGGAGCAUCUUGGGGAUAUUGUGGUUCUUCCAAAGACAUCUUUCAGGGAUCCUUUGUGGGACUCCAUGGGGGAUGAACUUUGGCCCUUAGUUGCAAAAUCGCUUGGUGCUCAGCGGCUGGCUCGCCAAGGGAGAAUCUUGCCUACUGGGACUAGAGACAGCACAUUAGAGCUUCUGGUUGGAGAUAAUGGCUGGGUUACUCAUCACGAAAAUGGGAUUCUUUAUUCAUUUGAUGCCACGAAAUGCAUGUUUUCUUCUGGAAACCGUUCGGAGAAGCUUCGCAUGGCUCGACUUUAUUGUGAGAACGAGACAGUUGUGGAUCUCUUUGCUGGUAUCGGAUAUUUCGUGCUUCCAUUUCUUGUUAAGGCUAAUGCAAAAUUUGUUUAUGCCUGUGAGUGGAACCCCCAUGCUUUAGCGGCUCUUAAACAUAACAUUCAUGCCAAUUCUGUGGCAGAUCGGUGUGUCAUACUGGAAGGAGAUAAUCGUCUCACAGCACCCCAAGGAGUUGCUGACCGUGUUUGCCUUGGUCUCCUACCGUCAAGUGAGUGCAGCUGGGCUACUGCUGUUAGGGCUUUAAGGGCUGUAGGUGGUGUAUUGCAUAUACACGGGAAUGUAAAUGAUUCCGAAGAGAACUCGUGGUUAGACUAUGUUGUCCAAUCAAUCCAAAGCAUUUCAGAGUCUGAAGGUUUAUCUUGGGACAUUUCGAUAGAACACGUAGAGCGCAUAAAAUGGUAUGGGCCGCACAUUCGCCACCUUGUUGCCGAUGUCAGGUGUAAGCAAUUGUAGAACCAUCAGGUUUUGUUAGCUAUAUGUGUUAGAGUAAAUUACAGGUUGGUCGGUGGAGUGGUAUUUGAAGUUAUUGGAAAAUUUGCGAGCUUGAUUUCCACCGAAAUGAAAAACUUUCAGGUGCUUUCAUGUGCGGAUGAUCUCUGUUUUACCUGCUGCACUGCUUCAGAACCUCUGUAACUAUUCUGAUCACUCAUUUGAGACGCUUAAUACAUGUUGUAUGAACUCUCUUUUGCAUAAUGAAACUUUUCUUUGGCAUUGAGAUCUAAA
Molecule: messenger RNA, 3478 nt
Organism: Ananas comosus (pineapple)
Lineage: Eukaryota; Viridiplantae; Streptophyta; Magnoliopsida; Poales; Bromeliaceae
Product: tRNA wybutosine-synthesizing protein 2/3/4
Exons: 11
Coding region: 29-3208 (1059 amino acids)
Biological process (GO): tRNA methylation
Cellular component (GO): cytoplasm
Molecular function (GO): tRNA methyltransferase activity; protein binding
Source: RefSeq, a predicted model, not a curated record